AUGGAUGAAUCAAAACUUCUGCAAUUUUUUUCUGUUAUAAUUCUACUUGUUCUACAUGUUUCUAAUUCUCAUGCAGCUCCAUCAAAUGAGUCCACAUACGUAACUUUUGUUCAAUGUCUUAAAAGCCGCACAAUACCACAAGAUCAAGUUUCCAACAUAGUUUUUGCCCAAACCAACGCAUCAUACACCUCUAUUUUUCGAGCCUUCGCUAGAAAUGGUAGGUUCAAGUUCAACACUCCCUCCAAUGUAACAAAACCAUUACUUAUCAUCACCCCUAUGCAUGAAAACCAAGUACAGGCCACUAUACUUUGCUCCAAAACCAUUGGUCUUCAUCUCAAAAUCAGAAGCGGAGGCCAUGAUUUCGAAGGUAUUUCGUAUAUCUCCAACUCACCCUUUAUUAUGCUUGACAUGUUUAAUUUUCAGAAUGUAACUGUCGAUAUACAAAACGAGAUCGCGGUGAUUCAAGCCGGUGCAAGUCUUGGGCAACUUUAUUAUAGAAUAUGGGAGAAGAGUAAGGUGCAUGGCUUUCCGGGUGGCGUUUGUCCAACUGUUGGUGUUGGUGGACUAUUGAGUGGAGCAGGUUAUGGGGUCAUGUUGAGAAAAUUUGGUUUAUCUAUUGAUCAUGUUAUUGAUGCUAAAAUUGUUGAUGUCAAUGGUAGAAUUCUUGACAAGAAAACUAUGGGAGAAGAUCUGUUUUGGGCUAUUAGAGGUGGCGGAGGAGCGAGUUUUGGUGUCAUCUUAUCAUACACUGUUAAACUUGUUUCGGUACCGGAAAUAGUUACGGUUUUUACAGUUGACAAGAGUUUGGAGAAGAAUGUUCUUGAUAUUAUUCUCCAAUGGCAACAAGUUGCGCCGCAAACCGAUGAUAGGCUUUUCAUGAGACUACUUAUGGAGCCUGUGAAUGGUCAGAAAACAAAUAAUGUUUCGGUUAAGGCUUUGUUUCUUGGAGGUGCUGAUGAAGUUGUGACAUUGUUAGGGAAAGAGUUUCCUUUGUUGGGAUUAAAGAAGGAAAAUUGUUCUGAAGUGAGUUGGAUUGAAGCUGUUUAUUAUUGGGCUAAUUACGAUGAUGGUGCUUCUUUAGAAGCACUUCUUGACAGAAGCCAUUACACAGUGCAUUUUAGCAAGAGAAAAUCUGAUUAUGUAAAGUCACCAAUUUCUAAAGAUGGGUGGAAAUUGAUAAUGAAAAAGAUGAUUGAAAAUGAAAGAGUUGAGCUUGAUUUCAAUCCUUAUGGUGGAAAAAUGAGUGAGGUAGGUUCUAAUGCUACUGCUUUUCCUCACCGUGCAGGGAAUCUGUAUAAAAUUCAAUAUACUGUGAAAUGGGAAAAACCAGAAGCUGGUUUAGAAGAGAAUUUUUUAAGUCAGAUUAGAAAGAUGUAUAGUUACAUGACACCAUUUGUGUCAAAGAAUCCAAGAAGUGCUUAUUUGAAUUAUAGAGACCUUGAUAUUGGUACCAACAAUCAUGGUAAGGAUGAAUACAAUGAAGGAGUGGUUUAUGGAAAGAAGUACUUUGGUGAAAAUUUUGAGAGAUUGGUUAAGGUUAAGACUGAAGUUGAUCAGGAAAACUUUUUCUGUAAUGAACAGAGUAUUCCAACACUGCCAAACAAGGCAUAUGCAUAG
Molecule: messenger RNA, 1617 nt
Organism: Lathyrus sativus (Indian pea)
Lineage: Eukaryota; Viridiplantae; Streptophyta; Magnoliopsida; Fabales; Fabaceae
Source: the annotation of a GenBank genome assembly